AUGCCAGAACCAGCAAAGGUUCAAUUUCCGCAGAGUUUCCCUUCGAACAACACAUUUUAUACGGGGUUCGAUAAAGAAUGGGGAACCUAUAAUGAAGAUGACGGGGGGUUUGGAGAUUUAAAGAAGAAUUUGGGGGCUGUAUUAGGAACGUACACUGGAGUUUCCGAUAAAACUGAUAAGGCCAUGAAGGCUUAUUGUUAUGCAUCCACAUUGAAAGAGAGCGGGGCAUACGAUAAUAUACCUUGCCAUUUCCUGUACUACUGGUUAGGAAGUAUAUUACCUAGGAGUGCCAUGUAUGAUGGUCAAUUCAAGAGUCAUAUAAAUACUAUUUGUACAUAUAUAAACGAAGCGCAUGAAGGAAAGAGGUGUAAACUAAUUCUCUCGGAGAACUUUGACAGGAAUAUUUUCACCCACAGGAAAACAAUAUUCGAUUAUUCCUUUGACUAUAAUGCCAUAGAAGGGGAUUUAUUGGCAGGUACGGCCCACUGUGGACCGCAGUGGAAGGAAUACCGCCAAAAAGUUAUUGAAUCAUGUGGGCUUGUAAGGCCACGUUGCGGAAAACGGGAAAGUAGUGGUACCACUGAUCCAUACUGUACUGAAUUUAAGCGGAAUUACCAAGUAUACUGCGAUAUAGCAGAACGGCUGAAUGAAGAAUGUACCCGACAAGAUACAGAAAAACUCACUUUUGAGCCAGAAUCACAUCCAUCCACCAUAACAGAACAAGACCUACGUUUUGCCACCAUCACCACUGCCCUUUCUUCCAUCUUCGGAACCUUAGCAACAAUAAGUGCCCCUUACCUUUUAUAUAAGUAUAAACCAUGGUCUUCUUGGUUCGGUAAUCAUUCUGGAGGAAGGAGCAGAAAAAAAAGAACAACUGGACAUCACUUUGAUGCGUCCACCGAGGACAAUUUAUCAGAAUACACUACCGAUAAUUCCACCACUGUACGUUCUGCUGCGUACACUACACCGUCUACCAGAGGAGGAGGAGGGACAUCGGCUAGAAGAACAAAUAAUACACAGAGUCGCGGGAUGGUAGGUUAUCAGAACGUGUAA
Plasmodium coatneyi is the source of this 1053-nucleotide messenger RNA. Its product is annotated as KIR-like protein. The record is from RefSeq and is a predicted model, not a curated record. The transcript has 3 exons. Lineage: Eukaryota; Apicomplexa; Aconoidasida; Haemosporida; Plasmodiidae. Bases 1 to 1053 code for a protein of 350 amino acids.